AUGUGGUCUUCCGGAAUUAAUCGAGAUUCGAUUGCUUGUUCAUCGACCAUGAUAACUGGAUCAAAGUAUCCAGGAUUUGAUUUUUGGUCGGAAGGCGUUCUUUCUGAGCCAAACCGGCGCCCUCCCCCAUCCCGUCGUCUAGAACAGGGCCCAUUUCCUCGUUAAAGAGCUUUCUCCCGGUAACCAGUAUUUCGAUUACUGACAGCCAAAUGAUUGCAGCUGCCGUGCUCAGAAAUCUGAGGCAGAUUUGGAAGAACACGCCGCCGAACUGGGGAGAAUCGGACGACCCUUGCGGCGCGCCGUGGGACGGGAUCGCCUGCAAUAAUUCGAGGGUCGUCAAAUUGUGAGGCUCCGCUUUUGAUCCGCCGAUUCGAGGUCCCCCUCCGUAAUCCAACUUGUCUUAUGAACGUUCGCCUCUCUUUCAGGACGAUGGUGUCCGUGGGCCUCGAAGGAACGCUCAGCGACGACAUCGGCCAGCUCGCAGAUCUCCAGCUCUUGUAAGUUCGCGCUAUCCAUCGCACGCCGCCGUCGCCUCGCGGCGGGGAUCGCAUGAUUUUCUUCGAUCCAAAGCUAAUUUGAAGAAAACCGCAGGGAUCUCUCUUACAACAUCAAUCUAACCGGCCGAAUUCCUUCAUCCAUCGGGAACUUGCAGAAGCUUGAGACGCUGUAAGAACUCUUGUUGGACUUGCUUACUGGACCACCCUCCCGCGUCCCUGUCGACCCUUCUUCCUAAAACUUUCCCGUGGUGUAUGCCAGGAGCUUACCCGGAUGCAACUUCGGCGGGAGCAUUCCGACAGAAAUCGGCAACAUCCAAAAGCUCAAAUUCUUGUAAGAAUCGUUGUAGAGCAUCUGAGGUUUCACUACGAAAUCGGAAUACUAUUCUGCCAUGAUUGGAGACGAUCGCCUAAUCUCUCUCUCUCUCUCUCUCGCUCUGUUUGUCGUUCUUAGAGCUCUGAACUCCAACAACCUCACCGGAGGCAUACCCCCUAGCCUCGGGAGUCUUCCCCAUCUCGACUGGUUGGAUUUGGGGGACAACCACCUCACUGGACCAAUUCCCGUCUCCUCAGGCAGCACCCCCGGCUUGGAUCAGCUCCACCAGACGAGGCACUUGUGAGUCUCUCUGUCACAGAGGAAACAAUCAGUGGAAAUCUUAUUUCUUCAUGAAUGGAUAUUUUGGGGGCGUUGGGCUAACCAGAGUCCAUAUGCUCGCCAGCCAUUUCAACAAGAACCAGCUAUCGGGAAACAUCCCAGAGAGUCUCUUCAACUCAAACAUGACCUUGAUCCACAUGUAAGAAGCCGCCGCCGAUAUGCCCACCAGUGAUUUCCGACCAUGGAGGCUCCGCAUCUGAUGACGGCUAGUUUCCGGCUUUCUUGCAGACUCUUCGAUGGGAAUAACUUCACGGGGGGCAUCCCAGCAUCAAUAGGGCUGCUGCCAAGCCUCACGGUUCUGUAAGUUUCCCCUGUCAGAGCUCAGAUUCUCCAUGUCUUCGAAAAUUUCCAUCUCUACCGUAUAUUGUUGGAUUCGGGGGGCCGCAAAUUCUCAUCUGUUCUUUUUGCAACAGCCGUCUUGAUCGCAAUGCGCUGAGUGGAGCAGUCCCUUCCAACAUCCGAAAUCUGACGUUAGUCAGAGAGCUGUGAGUUCAUCCCUUCUUCGUUCUGUGACCUCCCCCCGGUGUGUUCUUCCCCUCUCUCCGCCCUUCAACUCGGUGUUUCCUUUGCAUCUGGUUCAGGAACUUGGCGAACAACGCGCUGACAGGGGAUAUUCCAGAUCUUACCGGAAUGACAACCCUGAACUAUGUGUAAGCGACCUUCCCGAUGAUCCGGCUAGUAAGCAGCGGCUCCGUAUUCCUCGCCGUUGACUGAUAGCUCUUUGAUGGAUUCCCCGCAGAGAUUUAAGCAACAACUUGUUCACCGCAUCCGUGGCUCCGUCUUGGUUCUCAAAUCUCCGGUCGCUCACCGUCUUGUAAGUUCUCAAAUCUCCGUCUGAUGCUCAUGCCGACGACGGUUUGGCCCAUUGGCAUUAUCUCUGACAUUGGCCUCGCCGCCGGGUGCGCAGGGUGAUGCAGUACGGGGGUCUCGUCGGCGGGGUGCCGACCGAGCUUUUCAGAUUCCCACGAUUACAGGAGCUGUAAGUGCUGCCAGCUACAGUCACAACGAGACCAGGGGAUACGGAGGGACACCCUCAUACGAAUCAUGAUUUAUUUGCAGAAUCCUGAGGAACAACAAAUUCAAUGGAACCGUCGACAUGGGCACCAGCGUCGGUUCGGAGCUCCAGCUUGUGGAUCUGCGGGGCAACGUCAUCACCGGCGUCCAAAACGAGCUGCAGCUUGCUGGUGGGGCCCUCAGGUGGGUGAACGUGGACUUGCCGGCCUUCUCUGGUCAUUUACUUUGAUCUCCAUCUUUAUGACGUCCUCUGAAACUUGCUUGAGUGCAGGUUAACCGGAAACCCAGUCUGCAACGCCCAGAUCGAGGACAAGGACUUCUGCAAAUCGGAGGUGGAGACGGCGAAAUACUCCACGGUUAGCAACUGCAACAACAACGCCUGCACCGAGGGGCAGGGGGUCAGACCCCGGACCUGCGACUGCGGCCACCCAUACGCCGGGACGCUGAUCUUCAGAGGUCCCUUGUUCCGAGAUUUGAGGAACAGCACGAGGUUCCAGUCACUUGAGAGGGAGCUACGGGACAAACUGAAUCUCGGAGAGGAUUCGGUCUCCCUCCAGGACCCCUUCUUCGACGUCGACGAGUAUCUGCAGGUCCAUCUAGAACUCUUCCCUUCGGAUGGAAAGUUCUUCAAUCGAACGGAGGUGCAGAGGCUUGGAUCCGCGCUGAGCACCCAAGAGUUCAAGCCCCACGAGGACGACUGGGGCCCCUACGUGUUCAAGGGUGAAGUCUACAGGUUCGACGGUGCGUAUUCUUCAUCUUUUCUCAUUCUUAGACCGAUGAUCUCAUCCUCUUCCGGGCAAUCAACUGAGGGAAGCAAACUGUUUCAGAUGGCAACCGCAAGAAAUUCUCCGGCGCAGUGGUUGCGGGCAUCGCCGCCGGCUGCGGCGCCCUCCUCAUUGGACUGAUAGCAGUUGGUAUCUACGCCGUGCGAGAGAGGAGAGUUGCCGAAAGAGCCAGGAGGAUAACGAAUCCCUUCGGUGCGCUUCGUAACGAUCACUGAUCUGGAGAUUUGCGCCAAUAUUCUAGGCCAAAUAUUUAUCUCCUAACUCCGUCUACUUCUGUUUCACAUUUCAGCACACUGGGCGACAGACGACGCAGAAGCCGGUAGCGCACCGCAGUUGAAUGGAGUGACCUUCUUCUCCUUCAACGAGGUGAAGAAUUGCACCGACAAUUUCUCAGAAGAUAAUGAGAUCGGCGCCGGAGGCUAUGGCCAGGUAACCCAUCGUCCGGCCCUUGGUGAGAGCUUUCAUUAUUAUCGAGUCCCUCCCCUUGACGGAUCGUCCCGCUCCGCUUAGGUUUACAAGGGGAAGCUCCCGAACGGGCAACUGGUUGCGAUCAAGAGAGCGAAGCAGGGAUCCAUGCAAGGGGCGCUCGAGUUCAAGACAGAGAUCGAGUUGCUCUCGAGGGUCCAUCACAUGAACCUGGUGCGGCUCGUCGGCUUCUGCUUCGAGAAAGGGGAGCAGAUGCUGAUCUACGAGUACAUCCCCUAUGGGACUCUCGCCGAGAGCUUGUCUGGUUUGUUCCUCUACCCAUCGGUGGCCACAAGGGUUCGCCGGAAGCAAUCGCCCUAUUCGUCUCUAAUUCUGGCGUGCUGGUCGUCUUCUCCGCACAGGGAAAGUUGGUAUCCAGCUUAGCUGGUUGCACCGGCUGAGGAUCGCUCUAGGGUCAGCCAGAGGACUGGCCUACCUUCACGAGCUCGCCGACCCACCGAUCAUCCACAGAGACGUCAAGACUGCCAACAUUCUCCUUGAUGAACGCCUGACGGCGAAGGUUGCCGACUUUGGACUGUCAAAACUAGUAUCGGACGCUGAACAUGAUAAUGUUUCCACCGCCGUCAAGGGAACUCUGGUAAGAUCUCCCCCUAUCGGUUGUUUCUUCGCCCAUGAUUCGAGAGGUUUCUAGUUUCUGGUGAAUCUCUCAAUCUCGGGACCAUCCUUACUGAAAGCUCCUCCUUGUGCAGGGCUACCUCGAUCCGGAGUACUUCGCGACCCAUCAGCUGACGGACAAGAGCGACGUUUACAGCUUUGGGGUAGUCAUGCUCGAGCUGAUCACCGGCAAGAAGCCGAUAGAGAAGAACAGAUACAUUGUCCGCGAGGUGAGGGUGGCGUUGGAGUCGCGUGACGGCCUGAAGGGGGUGAUCGAUCCGGUCAUCCGAGACACGCCGAAUCUCGUGGGCUUGGCGAAGUUCGUGGACCUAGCCAUGCAGUGCGUCGAGCACUUCUCUGCCGAUCGUCCGACGAUGAGGGAGGUCGUGAAGGAGAUCGAAUCCAUUUUGGACAACGACGGCAUCGACUCCCGCUCGACUUCCAUGGUUUCGUCCUUCGCAGACUUCGGCGCUGCAGCGGACGCCGCCCGGCGCCGUCACAGCGAGUCGCUGUCCAGCCUGGAGCUCAGCAGCAACGCCUUCGACAGCAGCGCCGCCGUGUACAUCUUACCGCCCAUCGUUGAGCCCAAGUAGUGGAACUUGGUUUUUCUUUCUUCCAGCUGUCUCUGAUCCACUCCUGGUCUGUGUGAUACCCCAGCAUUCAUACUUUCAAAUAGCAAAUAAAAGCCCGUCUUCGAUUGGAGGUCGGGGUCAACGUUUUGAAAACUUGGAGAAGCUGUAAUCCCGCGAUAUGCGAGACGUGUCUCCGCCUCGGCGCUAGCCGGCGACAGGCCGCCGUUGCCGACACGGUAUGAAUACAGCCAUCAGGCGUGCGCCCCGCAGAUAUCACUGCUUGUCCUUGUCACUGUUCUUCUUUCCACCCCGAUUCCUCAAUCUUCCAGUCUAUAAUUUCUCUAGAGAGAGGAGUCCGAUUCUUCCCAUUCUUGUUCACUUCCCCGUUGAACGGCCAGCAUGAUCUAUCAGCUAACGUACGGAGGAGAGAUUAAGCUGUCUUACGAUAACCUCGCUCAUGAGGUCUCGCUGUUGAGAGGUUUUUGUCCCAUUUAUAGCGUCCCCAUCGUCAUUUCUCCCCAAGAAUUGGAGGUGUACCCGGUCACCCUCUCCUAUCCCUCGCUGUGGAAGGGAGGGUGUACGUCACAUCCGUCUCCAGUCCCUCGACAUAGAAAGUUGACUAAAACUAUUGAUGAAUCUGAAGGAUGACCCGCUCCUGAGAGACUGCUGGGGUGGGUGGCGGGUUGAAUGUGCGAGGGAAAGGGAAAGCGAAUGAUUAUCCGCGAGGUCCACAACGUCCAUUCUUAUCCAGCGAGAGAGAGAGAGAGAGAGAGAGAUAAAUAUGUUUGCCUGGCUGUUAAAGCAAAAAGCCUUCGUCCCCCUACUGUCGGUGAGAAUCGUCGCUGGAGGUUUCUCCAUCUCACGGAUGACGCCUCUUCUCCCUCCUGCAUUAGCGGGUCGUCUGAAAAGACCAGCCACCUUAAAUAACACCUCUCAUAAAUUCCAUCAUCAACUCGAAUUGACCGAAAUUAUGGAGUUUCGAAGGACAGCUAUCAUAAGUCGCCGACAACGGGGUCGUCUACCGACCUCGUGGGCAUUAUUCGACGAAAAAAAUAUCAGCUCGUCGACGGCGCACUCGGUAGACAGGCGACCCGUGCCCGGCAGGUCUACUGUUUUCUCUUCGGUCAACGAUGACUUCUGAGGUCAAUCAUAUGGACUUCAACAGGUGCAAAGGAGUACUGGUUUGGAGGGGAAGAUUAAGACAAUUGCCGCUCGCUUGAUCCAAGGUUAGCGAGGAAUCGACCGCCUCCGAGGAUCGUCGGGAGGGUGAGAAGAGGGGGCCGCCCCACGAAACCUUAUCUGGAAGGAGAAGCCCCAGUGGCUUCGGUUCGAUGCCGACGUGAGCCAGUGAUCCCUGGUUUAGAGUAGGCGAUACUCGAGAUUCUCUGUAGAAGCUGCUUCCGGGCCGGCAAAUCAGAGGGGCCUCUUCUCUCAGUCUACGAGAUCGCUCAGGGCAACGGCGGGGUGCCGGAGCUGAUAGCUGUGAAGGGUUCGGCUUGGAAGGCUGGGAGGUUCCCUCUUUCGAGACGGCAAGCGCUGUUUCAGGCCCGGCAUGGCCGCCUCCUUCCGUCUGAGAGCCGCCAUGCUUCCGGUGGCGCCGCCGCUUCUGCUCUUGCUUCUGAUAUAUGUCGGGAGAAUUCGAUCAGUUUCUUCCUCCAGACCCCUUAGAUAGUAAGCAUUCCCUAUUUUCUGCACACCUCUCUCAAUUCUAUGACACACAAAGCACUCGAAUUUCCAUAAUAUAUGCGGCGAUUAUCGGUCGAACCGAUCAUCAUCCAUGUUAAAACUAGAUUGCGAAACGCGCAUGCUUAAUUACAUACGCCUGCAAUUAAUCGGUCGGCCAUCUUCGAUGACUUCUGGGAAAAUCGUUGCAGCUGCUGCACUGAGAUCUCUGAUGGAGGACUGGGAGAACACGCCGCCGAGCUGGGGAAGGUCGGACGAUCCCUGCGGCACCCCCUGGGAAGGAGUUGCCUGCAACAAUUCAAGGGUCACUCAAUUGUCAGACCCUCCACCCUCCACCCUCCUCUUUAUACUGGGCCCCUUCCAUCUCCGACGUCUUAGAAGCAAUCCCCUUAACGUCUGGAUCCCUUUCAGGGGCCUGUCGUCCAUGGGGCUCAAGGGGACGCUGAGCGGAGACAUCGGGCAGCUCACAGAGCUUCUGUCCCUGUAAGCUCCUCCCAUCGCACAUCGCCAUCUCUGCUUCUUACUUUCUAAUGGGAUCUAAGCAAUCAAAAGGAAAUUGCAGUGACCUUUCAUACAACAAUGAUCUAGGUGGACCGAUCACCAAAUCCAUCGGGAAUUUGAAGAGGAUCACGACUCUGUAAGACUCAUCAUCCCCAGAUAUCAUUACUGCUCUCCAUCCUUCUUCCUCCCCGUCGGCCUUUCGGUCUGAUGAAUUUGGCGUCAAUGGGUGUGUGGGGGUCUUAGGAUCAUGGUCGCCUGCAGCUUCUCGGGGAGCAUCCCGUCGGAAAUCGGCGAUCUCGAGGACCUCUCGUACUUGUGAGCGUAACCAGCUCGAGCUAAUGAACUUGUUGACGAAGACAAGAAGAGUAACCGUAACGAAACUUGAUUUCCUGAAUCCAUCUCACUUUUCUUCGCAGAGCUCUGAACUCCAACAAUCUCACCGGCAUCAUACCCCCGAGCUUUGGGAAGCUCUCUAAACUUUAUUGGUUCGACAUCGCCGACAACCAGCUCACCGGGCCGAUUCCCGUCUCCUCAGGUAGCACCCCCGGCUUGGAUCAGCUCCUCCACGCGAAGCACUUGUGAGUAUUUCUAUCUAAGAAAAAACAAUCAGGAGAAAUCCAAGGCGAUUGUCCGCGUGCCAACCAUAAUUUGUCUUCUCGCCAGCCAUUUCAACAAGAACCAGCUGUCGGGAACCAUCCCGGAGAGUCUCUUCAGCUCCAACAUGACCUUGAUCCACAUGUAAGACGUUUGCCAACCUUCGCACCAGGAAUUUCCGGCCAUGGAGGCUCUACUUCUGCUGACUGCUGGUUUGCCCACGUCUUAUAGACUCUUCGACGGGAAUAGACUGACGGGGGGCAUUCCGGAGUCGCUGGGCCUCGUGACGAAGCUGGAGGUUCUGUGAGUACCCAUCCUCCGCCGAAGCUCAGUUUUCUCGUUUGUGAUGAACAACCUCCUCGCCACUUCUUAGUGUUGGACUGAUGAUGGAUCGAUCUCCCCAUCUCUGCAACAGUCGGCUCGAUAGGAAUGGUCUGACUGGCCCAGUCCCUCCCGGCAUCGGCAACCUGACGGCCCUCAGAGAGCUGUAAGAGUAUUCCCGGGAGCAGGGUCGCCUCCUUAAUUCUCUAUCUCGCGUUUCCUUCUCAUUCGCUGCCUCACUCACGUCUGGUUCAGGAACCUGGCGAAUAACCGGCUAACGGGAGAGAUGCCGGAUUUCAGUAGGCUUAGCGUUGUGAACCAUGUGUAAGCAGCUUCCCAUUACUGAGCCGGCCGUCGGCGCCGCCGCGUCCUUCGCCGUCGCCUGGUAGUUCUCUAACGUGUCGUCCUCACUGACCGACAGAGACUUGAGCAACAACUCCUUCAGGACGUCCGAGGCUCCAGCUUGGCUCGGGAAGCUUCAAUCUCUCACCGCUCUGUGAGUCUCCGGAUAACCCACCCGACUGCUAAUCUCCUGAGGAAUGGGGAGUCAUCUCUGAUCGUCGUCAUCUCCCUUCUUCGUCCAGGGCGAUUCAGUCAGGGAAUCUCACCGGCGCGGUUCCAUCGGCGCUGUUCGGCUUCCCGCAGCUGCAGGAAGUGUAAGCUCUCUGUGACAGACUUGCACCACCAUCAUCUGGAAACUCUCAACCUGUUCUUGGAAAGCGCCUCACCGUUGACUCUGGCUCGUGGAAACCAGGAUCCUGAGAAACAACAGCUUCGAUGGCUCCCUCAAUCUGGGGCCAAACAUAAGCCCCCAUCUGCAGGUGCUGGAUUUUCAGAACAACAACAUCAGCGGCAUCUCGUUCGAAUCGUCGAACGUGAUCACGCUGAAGUGAGUGAACACUGGGCUUCUGCUCUUCCCAUAAAAAGCCAAGUUUGCCCUGGAGAGAGACCCGCUUCCAUUCCUGGAUGUAACUCUACGGUGGGUGCAGGCUCAUGGGAAAUCCUAUCUGCAACGCCCAGAACUCGGGUACCAAUUACUGCCAAAAGAGUCUCGAGCAGACGCCCUACACCACCAGUCUCUCCCACUGCGGCUCCUCGACGUGCCCCGAGGAUCAGAGUCUCAGUCCCCAUAACUGCCAAUGCGUUUUCCCCUACGUGGGGACGCUGAUUUUCAGCGGGCCCUUCUUCAGGGAUUUGACCAACAGGACGAGGUUCCAGGUUCUCGAGACGAGCCUCUGA
This is a messenger RNA of Spirodela intermedia, 8938 nucleotides long. NCBI's taxonomy places the organism in Eukaryota, Viridiplantae, Streptophyta, Magnoliopsida, Alismatales, Araceae. The record is from the annotation of a GenBank genome assembly.